Messenger RNA from Dermochelys coriacea (leatherback sea turtle), 2010 nucleotides. Its product is annotated as acidic repeat-containing protein-like. The transcript has 2 exons. NCBI's taxonomy places the organism in Eukaryota, Metazoa, Chordata, Testudines, Dermochelyidae. The record is from RefSeq and is a predicted model, not a curated record. The coding region runs from base 10 to 888 and encodes 292 amino acids.
GGCAGCACCAUGAAGUCAAGGGGCCUUUUUCUUCUCCUGGGGCUCUUCACCCUCUGGACAACACUACAGGGUGCACCAACAGAAAGGAUCCCUGGCACAGCUUCUCCUCUCCAUGGCAAUGACCCAGGGAAACUCAUAUCAACAGAAGAUGAGCUGAAGGAAAAACUUACGUUGGGGGUAACAAAACCGGUGUCUGGAGUUGAACCUGAGUCUAAUGGAAAACCUGUGUCUGGUGCAGAACCUCUAUCCACCGAAAACCCUGUGUCUGUUGUAAAACCUAGAUCCAAUGGAGAACCUGAAUCUGAUGAAAGACCUGUGUAUGGUGGGAGAGAUGAUGAUGAUGAUGAUUCUGACCUGCAGAAUAGUGACUCUGACAGGAAUGAUGACUUUGAUGGGGGAGAUGAUGAUUCUGACCUGCAGGAUGGUGCCUCUGACGGGGAUGAUAACUUUGAUGGGGGAGAUGUUGAUGAUAGCGUGAGGGACGGUGACUUUACCAAGGCUGAUGACGUUGAUGGAGGAGAUGAUGAUUCUAAUGUGAGGGAUACUCGCUCUGAUGGGGCUGAUGACUUUGACGCAGGAAAUGUCGAUUCUUACCUGCAGGAUGGUGGCUCUGAUGGGGGAGAUGGUGAUGAUGAUGAUAACAUGAGUGACGAUGACUUUGCUGGGGUUGAUGACUUUGACGGGGAAGAUGAUGAUAAUGUGAGGGAUGGUGACUUUGCCAGGGCUGCUGAUGGGGGAGAUGAUGAUUCUAAUGUGAGGGAUACUCGCGCUUAUGUUGAUGAUGACUUUGACGCAGGAGAUGUUGAUUCUUACCUGCAGGAUGGUGGCUCUGAUGGGGGUGAUGACUUUGGUGAGGCUGAUGAUGGGUCUGAGGGUUUAGAGUAUUAAGGAGAGUUUCCUCAGACCUCAUUGACCCGGACAUGGAAACCUUCUGAUAUCAUAUCAGCUGGCAAAUACAUUCCUGGCAACAAGAGCCUCUCUUUCCUGUUUGACGUUUUCCAGCUUUCCCUUCUCUUUUACUAGUGAUUGCCUGGGAACACGCUGCCUCAUCGAAUGACAAGGUUACUGCUCAAGGAUCACUAUCUCUGGGUGAAGGAAAUCAAUGUUCAGGGAUCUUUGCUCCCUGGCCUGAGUAGGGUGCAAGGGGAUGUUGGGGGUUCUCUCUCUAAGCUUGUCACCAUAGUGUCUGAGCACUUUGAUUCAGUUUUCAGGUCACUUUUUCUUGAGAUAUAUUUUCUUUCUUAUUAAAUCUUUUCUGAUGGGUUAGCACUGAUGUUCUCCACUCCUAGCAGUGUUCCAGGUUUCAGGCAGUUCCUGCUCAGAUACCCUGUCCCAAUUGCAUGGUGCACCCAAGACCAGUCCCUUCCUAAGACAAUCUUCAGCGCUGGGCAUUAAUCCUUAAUCUGGGAAGCAGGAGAUUCUGAGCUAGGAAGGAAAACUCAUUUACUCAUAAAUUCCCCUUUUGAUGUGGCUUCCCCUGCCCCGAGGUCAGCCAGACCUUCUGGCUAAGAGUAACCAUAGCAUUGGUUUAGUAUCUGAUACAUCCUCUGCUGGUCUCCAUGGAGUGAAUGGGCUGAAUGAACUAAAUGGCGUUUUCUAUCUCUAACUACUGCGACUCUCUUCUCUAAUGGAUUGUAUUUACUGAGGGACAACCUAUCCUACGUUCUCAAUGACUGAGGGACAAUAUACACUCAUUACUAUAUUUGCUUUCCACAAACUGCUCUUAGUAUAACCUUUUAUGAGAGAUAUACCUGAAUAUUUGGCUGCUAAUAUCUAAACUGUACUGUUAAAUUUAUUAACCCUAAUUUGGGAUAUUGCAGAUUAUGUACUAUAUGUAUUUUAGGGCUUUUAAACCAAACUUUGUACUUGUGGAUAAUUUAAGCACUAUACCCAGAUGUACAGACACUCUUUCCUCAACCUGUGUAUUAGAGAAUUUUAACAUUAGGGUUAAUAAACAUUUUAAAAUCUGAAACAUCCUCUGCUGGUGCCCCAUGGAGUGAAUAGGCUGAA